AGUAAACAAGCAUGGCGAAUAUUGAUGACAGCAGGAUGAGAGAAGUUGUCAAAAUUAUCAUCUAAUUUUGGUGUCAUUUAUGCUGAAUAAUGGAGGAUGGAAAUGGCCAGUUUCCACUCCACAUCCAGACUGGCGAUGGGGAAUUUAUAGUGAAGGAGGAGGAGGAUCUAUCCAGCCCCACCAGCCCCGAUUACUACACUUCUCCUGACGGAUCGUUUGAUCGGGGUGUACGGCUGAAGCGGCGCCGUCGGUGUGGACAGUGUGGACCAUGUCAGGUGAAAGAGAACUGCAACAAAUGUCAUUUCUGUGUCAGACGGGAUGUACUAAAACAGACUUGUAUGUACCGUAAGUGUGUGUACCUACGGUCAAAGCCCAAGCCCUACUCUCGACCUAAAGAGACACCUCUUGCUUCAUCAGCUGCCAGUGUUCUGUCCCCAAAUUCUCAAGAGGGUCACAGUAACAUAACCUCUCCUACGGCUUCAGGACCAAGUAGGUUUCUUGAUGGUCCUUCACCACCAAACAGGAGUGAUGUGGCCAAGCCAAUAAUGCCUCCUAAGUUAUCCGAUCAUUUCCCUUAUCCACAUGGACAAGGAUUCCCCUCAUUUGAGCCUAUCAUACGACCACAAGGGCCAUGUUCUGCCCCUCCAGCACCAGGGCACACGCCGCACAGGAUCCCUACCACCUCCCCGGCCAUUCCUGCCUCUGUGAUUGGCCAGCAUGCGAUGGUGCCAGGUCUAGUGGACCAAUCAUCCUUGUCUCAUAAUCACCAGAUUGUCAUGCCUCCACCACCACCAACAUUAAAUGACUUUAAUGAGAGAACUUUCAGUGAAUUUAGGAGUCAGCACAUGUUAGGCAUGUCUCAUAAUCAAGUCCACUCUACACCACAUCCUUUCGGUAUAAAGGAUCCACCAGAACUAUCGGAUGUACACUUUCCUCCAUAUGGCCGACCAGAUUCACAGAGGACUCCGACCGGGCCAUCAUCCUGUGUAUAUCCUCAUGGUAUAGCGCCCUCCAUGGCUGCUGUUGGGUUCAACAGUUCAGUGGACAGUUCCUCUGUGCUGGGAUCUCUGGACCGACAGACAAGAGCAUUUUUUCCCACGCACAACACAGAUAUGUUCCGCCACUUUCCUCCUCUACCUCCAGGCUAUGCGUAUCCCUCGGGACGAUAUGGUCAGAAUUUCACAUCGCCUCACUAUCCCCGAUUUGGGUCGAUGGGUAUGCCACCACCACCUCCUCCACCGCCCCCAAAUUUGGGCCUGAAGCCUCAGGGUGGUCACACCCAGCCCUGGGGCUUCACUCCAACCUAUUCCAGCUGUGAACAAUCUAAUGGGUGUCCAAAAAACGGGUGUUGUCCUCCUGUGUCCAAAAAUUUGGGUUCGGAAGCCCAAGUGAUGCAGGAGAUAUAUGGAAAUGUCCUCAACUCUAGGGUACCUUACCCUAUACCAUCACCAAUAGGUAUUGACUGCUCCCCUUCUCAGCGGAGACCAGGGUCUGCCAUGAGUGAUGAUUCAGGCAGAAUGAGCAUGGCAUCAUCAGAUUUUGAGUCUGAUGUCAUCAGUAUUGAUGAUUGUCAGAUGAAUGCUUUGAUUCGUUCAGAUGGAAGCAACAGUCUACAAAUUGAGAUCGGAAGUUCUGGGAUACGGACCAAGCAUGACAGCCCUGUCAGGAAGGGCAAAUCCAAGUUCACAAUGGACUCAAUUCUUGCACCGUCGUUACAAAAUCUUACCUCUCCUCAUGAUGAAUGUGAAAUAGUGGAAGACAUCAUGGUCAACAGGAAAUGUACCAUCAAUGGGACUGUGUAUGUAAAGCAGGACCUCGGGGACAGCGGGGUCGUCCAGCUGGAAAUUCCAGGCAACAAGGUCACCUUGGAAGACAGCUACCUUGACGACAAGUUGGCAGGUUACUCAAGCAAUCUCGGAGAACUGCUGGAAUUUAUCAGAAAGGAACCACAAAUAGAAUUUCUGAGAAAUAACUAAAAUUAUAUCUCUAUAUAGUAUAGAUGUAUCUUAUGAAAUAUUCUGAAAUUUUGUUUAAAAUGUAAACCAUAUUUCUUAAUUUUCAACGGUAUCCUUUUUGACAAGCUGAUUAUUUUACCAUGCAAAAGCCUAAGUCUUCUUUUAAAGUGUAACUACAUGAAAUUGGCACAGUAUUUUACGUAUGUGUUUAUUGAUUCUCUAUUUGUAUUUUAUAUUUUGGUUUCAAUUAUUUUUCCAGUUUUUAUAAAGGCACCUUGAUCCUGAUUUAGGUCAAGCCCUGAUAUCGACCCAGAGACCCGAGUUGUUUAAGUCUCCUUCUUCACCAUACAAUGUGAUCCAAGCAGAAACCUAUAACCAACAUAGAGUAACUAGAACGAAUAUUAAAUUACUUAUUUAAACACUAAACAUUAGUCUAGACUGACUGUUAUUUCAUAUCUAGGUAUUUACCACAUCCUUGUAACAAUACUGUAUUAUACCAGAUAUACUACACUGUUUGCCUUAUCAGUGCUAUUCAAAUACUUAUAUAAAACGCAAUUUAUUGGCCUGAAUUAGUUGAAUAUUUUCUUGAAGUAUGAAAAAGUCUCAGUGAAGCAUUUCUUUAGCUUUUGCAUAUAUUUGAUAAAAUUGCAAGCGUUUACAAAAAGGGACUUAUAUAUAUUUAUGCAAGUCUAAAAGUCUAAAUGUCUAAAAAGUCUAAAAG
Molecule: messenger RNA, 2676 nt
Organism: Mizuhopecten yessoensis (Yesso scallop)
Lineage: Eukaryota; Metazoa; Mollusca; Bivalvia; Pectinida; Pectinidae
Product: extensin-like
Exons: 2
Coding region: 90-1976 (628 amino acids)
Molecular function (GO): DNA binding; zinc ion binding
Source: RefSeq, a predicted model, not a curated record